CCCUUUUCUCCCUUGUUGCAUUGCGUCCACAUGCAUGGCUCGUACAGUUAUGAGAGCUCUCUAAGCCGAUACCAAAAUGCUCACACACCUUGAACGUGCUGAGAAAAGACAGAUCAGGCAGAUCAACCAGAGAGGUGCGUUCACGUUCAGCUUGAUUGUGAAAUCAGCAGCAGUCAGUCACUGUGACGGACCGUCAUGCCUCACGGAGUCCUGAUCCUCCUGCUGCUAAUGGGAUUCCACGGUCAGCUGACAGGGACAGGCUGUCCUGUUAGUCCAGGAGGGUUUAAGGAGAAUCCGCCUGUAGAAGCAGUGAACGGCAGUGAUGUUAUUCUCCCAUGUCUCCCUGAGUUCACUGUCAGAGUGGACCAUGAUAGACUGGAGUGGAGUCGUGGUAACGAGGACAUUUACACCAUCAGAGGAGGGUACAGUGAUGGCCUGUAUAAACACUCAGGGAGAGCAUCUGUUUCCAGAGAAGAGUUUCAGAAAAGAAACGCCUCACUCAAACUCUUCAGAGUGUCGGAGGCAGAUGGAGGAGAGUACUGCUGCUGUCUUCAUCUGGACAGUCCGGAUGAGAGGAAAUGCAUUAAGCUGAUUCUUGUUCUAAAGAAAAAGGGAGGAGACUCAAACGACCACAUGGAUGUAACAGGACGCUCAGGGAUCAUACAGGCUACUGCUAACGUCCAGAGUAACACAACCAAGUCAUCAGACACUGAUACUAACGAGGUUUGGAAAAUAGCUGCUGGAGUUAUUGUUGCUGUUCUUGUCCUUGUCCUCUUUGUGCUAUUGAUGAAAAAGAAAUGUGCAAAGCGUUUCUGUUUGUCCCAAGUGUUUUUGUCUCUUCGACGUCUCAGUCAGUCGCUGAAUCGAGUCAGACGUUCAGCAGCAGCAGCAGCAGCAGAGCCGGCAAAUGAAGCCGAACUGGAGAAUCUGAAAUGAUGAGUUACCACAGAGGGAGGAUGAGGAGUUGGAAGAACAGACGACACCCAAACACACACAGAGAACACUUCAAGAAGUUAAGGUCUAGAAAGUAUUUUGCACACAGUGAGGAAGUUUAUAUUUUUACAGACACUUUGACAAGACUGUGCACUUUGAAAGAUGAUGAAUGUGAAGAAGCUGAUUCACCCAAAUAACAUGUAUUUGUUCCUGUACUGGUAACAGUGUGUAAUCUGUGCAUUAUCCAGAGUGGUCGGGAACUUUUCCCUGGAAAGACACACUGUUGAUGAAUUUUAAUAACAGUGGUUUUAGAACCACAAACACAUUGCGUUGUGGUGGAAACUCUGACUUAUAUUUUAAACCCUGGACAAAUUAAUGUUAUUUGGGAAACUACUUUGUAUUUUUUAAAGUGUUUUUAAUGUAUUAACCUGGAAUAUCAGAAUGUAUGGUUUUGCACACAGCAUUUAGAAGUUUUAAAAGCUUAGUGCACAGCUAAGCAAAUGUCAUGAAUUUGAUGAAUUUAGAUUCCCAAUAAAAAAAAGACCUACAACUCAGCUUUGACUUGAAACGACACAUUAUGCUCCCCCAAGAACAGACGAGUCGUUUGCACUCAAAGCUCAAAGAGCAGGACUUUGACUUGACUUUGGCCUUAGAUGUCUUGAUACUGGACUUGACCUGAGGCUAAAUGAAGAUUUAGUCCCACCCUGCAGCUGAUUAUUGUUCGUCCUUGUUUAUUUUGGGCUGUGAAUUCAAACAGUUGGUGGUAAAGGUAUAAAAAAUGUCUCCCUGCAAUAUAUAUGAAAUUAGUAUAUGAAAUGUUAUGUUACAGUUUUUCUUGUUACAGUGCUGGGUGUGUGUGUGUGUGUUUUGUUUUUUUAUGGUAUUUACCCUGCACCAACUGUCACAUCAGGGUAGCAGUAAUGGAGAGCUGUGGUUGAUGCAGCCAGGCAGGUUUGCAGCACCUGGGCUGGUUGUGCUCUGAAGGGAAAAGCCCAGCAGCACUUGUGUUUACCCAUACAACACCCCACCUCCUGAUGUUCACACAAAAACAUCCACAUUACUGAUGAAACUGACUGCUCCAUACUAACAGAUAUCUCUGUCUACCUUUGGUACAAUAAAUAUUCACAUUUGGCAUCA
This is a messenger RNA of Lates calcarifer (barramundi perch), 2070 nucleotides long. RefSeq lists its product as uncharacterized. Gene Ontology annotation, cellular component: external side of plasma membrane. Lineage: Eukaryota; Metazoa; Chordata; Actinopteri; Centropomidae. The record is from RefSeq and is a predicted model, not a curated record. Gene Ontology annotation, biological process: cellular response to lipopolysaccharide; positive regulation of T cell proliferation; immune response. The transcript has 7 exons. Bases 196 to 936 code for a protein of 246 amino acids.